AUGCCAUUUGAAGCGGGUCCAUACUGGAAGAGUAAAGACGAACUGACUUUUUCUGACCGACUACUACUAAAAGGUCCUAGGCUGGUAAUUCCAAAAAAAUUACAGAAAGAUAUAUUACGCCGAAUCCAUGACGGACACAUAGGCAUAAACAAAUGUAGAUCCAGAGCUAAGGAGUCGGUAUGGUGGCCAGAACCUUUAAUUCCUUCUACUCCUCCAACUCGACCUUGGGAGAAGGUAUCUACAGAUCUUUUUGAAGUUAGAGGUAAACACUUUCUAUUAGUCACAGACUAUUACUCAAGAUACCCAGAAGUUUGUGAAUUACCUUGCUUGACUUCUUCAGCAACGAUAGACAGUAUCAAACCCAUAUUCGCCAGACAUGGCAUACCUGACCUUGUGAUUAGCGACAAUGGUCCACAGUAUUCAUCAUCAGAAUUUAAAUCAUUUGCUGCUGACUACGGCUUUAAGCAUGAAACAAGUAGUCCCCGCUAUCCGCAGGCAAACGGCGAAGCAGAGCGAAUGGUACAGACGAUGAAAAACUUACUGGAAAAGUCUUCAGAUUUCAACAUUGCUCUACUAACCUAUCGUAACACAUCGGGGCCAACGGGAUAUAGCCCUGCUCAACUAUGUAUGGGACGAUCUCUCCGAACUCGACUUCCAGUUCACCCUAAACAAUUACGUCCAAAAUGGCCAAACGGGAAAGAGCAUUUACAAAAAGACAUUUCCCGUAAAGAAAAAGAAAAAGCGGCCUUUGAUCGAAAACAUGGUGCUUAUGAAUUGCGUCCUCUAAGCAUAGGUGAGAAAGUUUGGAUUCCAGACUCCAAAACAGCGGGAAUCAUUGCUUCUCCGGCAAAGACACCAAGGUCCUACAACGUCCUGACUCCCAGAGAUGAAAUUCGUCGAAAUCGCCAACACCUAAUUCCGAUGCCCGAACCAGAAGAGACCGAGGAAACAAUCAAUGUUCCCGAGGCUGCAACAGAGGCGCUAGAAACUGUGUUUCCAGAGACUCCUCCAAUUCAGGACUGUCCUACACCCAAGACUAUUACCCAUAAACAAACUCGUUCUGGUAGGGUUGUCAAACCACCAGAACGUUUAGAUCUUUAA
Molecule: messenger RNA, 1101 nt
Organism: Uloborus diversus
Lineage: Eukaryota; Metazoa; Arthropoda; Arachnida; Araneae; Uloboridae
Exons: 2
Coding region: 1-1101 (366 amino acids)
Biological process (GO): DNA integration
Molecular function (GO): nucleic acid binding
Source: RefSeq, a predicted model, not a curated record